Phycomyces blakesleeanus NRRL 1555(-) is the source of this 1260-nucleotide messenger RNA. RefSeq lists its product as hypothetical. NCBI's taxonomy places the organism in Eukaryota, Fungi, Mucoromycota, Mucoromycetes, Mucorales, Phycomycetaceae. Bases 1 to 1260 code for a protein of 419 amino acids. Gene Ontology annotation, biological process: interstrand cross-link repair; resolution of meiotic recombination intermediates; meiotic DNA double-strand break processing. Gene Ontology annotation, molecular function: enzyme binding. The record is from RefSeq and is a predicted model, not a curated record. Gene Ontology annotation, cellular component: Slx1-Slx4 complex. The transcript has a single exon.
AUGUCCUCCUUAUUACCUCGAAAGAAACGUAUCCUUUCUUUGCGUCGCGAUCGCACACAGUCUGUACUUACAUUAGAACCCAUAAAGUCAACACAAGAAAUACCUGGAAAAACAUCCCCACCACCAACACCACCACAAUCACAAUCACAAUCGCAACCGCAACCGCAACCGCAACCGCAAUCGCAAUCGCAAUCACAAUCACAAUCACAAUCACAAUUACAACCUCAACCACAGAAAUUACCACCGCUAGAGCCAGCGAUAGAACCACACCCCCCUGUUCAAUUACCUACAAAUGAAGAAUCCUACUCGUGUCCUAUAUGUGAUAAAGACUUGAGCUGUACACGAUCGAGUUAUCUACGGCAGCAACAUGUCAACAAAUGCUUAGAUUCACCAACCAAUUUACCCAUCACCAAAGAUCAAUCUCCAUUUGAUUAUUGUAUAUUUUGUGGGAAACACAUUUCCGCAUUAAACUCGGCUCGUAAAGACGCACACUUUAAUCGUUGCCUGGAUGACAUUGCGCGAGAAGAAAAGGAGUCUAAUGAUGCUGCUAAUUUAGCUAUUGCUGCCAAAGAAGCUCCUUAUCUUUCUCGCCUUGAUCUUUGUCCUUGUUGCUACGAGACUGAUUUAUUUCGGAAUUAUAACAUCAAACGUAAAAUAGCUCAUGUCAAGCAAUGUGCCAAACGUCGAUCUAUGACUUUACCUCAGCUCUUACAACAAUGUCGGUGGCUAGGGUGGGGGCAUACCCCUGUCCCUGUGGCUCAACCACCUCCACCUUCACCACCGUGUACUGCUAAAACAUCUUUAAAACGAACUAUAAAUUUCGCAGUGGUAGAAGAUGGUUCAGAGGACUUUAAAGAAACUGUUUUGAUGUAUCGCAAACCUCAUCCUCUAUUUAAAAAAUCAACCAAGGAUGAUAAGAAAGACGAAUCUCUUCAGACUGCUCUUGCCCUUUCCCUGUCCAUGAAACCAUCUAUUGUUAAGAAGAAAGGCCGACCUACUGAAUAUGAUCAUAAUUCAUCGAAUAUUCUCACAGUUGAAGAGUCUCGUCGAUUGAUUGCAGACGCACUUGACAAUAUGCUGUCCAGUCUACCUCAUCCUUGUGAAAAGGAUUUUUUGGCCAUCCCCCCUUCUAAGUUAAAAACAAAAACAAUUGAACAUACACAGGAAAGGUGCCUGUGGAAUCUAGCCGUUUAUCGGAAUGUCCCAUCGUCCAAAGAAAUAUAUAUAUCAAAGAUCAUCAAACCUGAUGAUGAUGACUAA